Messenger RNA from Hylaeus anthracinus, 4112 nucleotides. RefSeq names its product transmembrane protease serine 9-like. Gene Ontology annotation, biological process: proteolysis. The coding region runs from base 2121 to 3770 and encodes 549 amino acids. Gene Ontology annotation, molecular function: serine-type endopeptidase activity. The record is from RefSeq and is a predicted model, not a curated record. NCBI's taxonomy places the organism in Eukaryota, Metazoa, Arthropoda, Insecta, Hymenoptera, Colletidae. The transcript has 4 exons.
GCAUCGCGUUUCCCUGGUUUCGGUGUCCCGUAUCGCGGCGGUCGGUUUUCGGUCGAGAUCUCAGCCAAAGGGUUAAAUGCACCUGCGUUAAACGCGAGAAAAGGAAACACCGAGGCCACGGACGCAUCGUAAUUCCGUCCUCGUUGUCGCGAGCACGUUAAUAGACCGGGGAUAACGCGUGGCCAGUUGUCCUCGCGUUAAUUUGUCAUCGUUGUAUGAUGUUUGUCUGCGUGUGUGUCUGCGCGCGUGUUUCAUCCUAAUCGAUGAAGCGAGGACGAAGGCUUAGGUCGAACAACGUUUUCAUUUCGUCGACCGACUCGUCGGGACCGAGCGAAAAGGUUCGAGUAAAUUUUUCGAAAACAAGGAUCAAAAGAGCAGCUUUCGCGAGCAACACUCUCUUUUCUUUUUUUACUUUCUCUCCGUCUCUCUCUCUCGUUCUCUCUCGCUCUGGCACGGACAUAUUAGGGGGAAAGUAUACUCCCGCUCGAAAAUCGAUCGACCUACAAACCCUCGUAAUGGAAUGCAAAAAUUCGACGGGCAACCCAUUCAGGAUUCAAUUCGUGUAGCUCAACUGCAGUCUCUCGAUCAACGCCGAGAGAGACUGUUUCGAAUUCGUCGCUUUUUCAGCUUGACUUUUUCAAAACAGGCACGUCACUCUGUAGGCCCUCCACGGAAGAUGUCGGCGCUCGAUACGCGUACUUUCGUGCCGAUUCGACGAGCUGUAAACGCGUUAGGUCGGACCCUUCUGCGCGAAGUGGGUCAACCGAGCCAUUUCGCCUGGGUCGCAAGUUUACGCGAAAAGGACAGUUACGAAUUCUCUUACUCUCACGGCGAUUCGGUAACCGUGCUAGCUUCGAACAGGAAAAGCGAUAUUACAUUGGAAAUCUCUAAAUGGAAUGGAUAAUUUCUUUGCGCCGUUGGCGCCUUCAAAAUGUAAACGGGCCGCGAAACUCUUGACCUCGGAGUGCACGCGAAACGUGGCUGUUUUUUUCAAUCAAGCGUCAAAGGCUCGUGAACUUUUCCAUAUCGGCGAUCGACUAGAAAAUCCAAACCUCGGUAGAACGAACAUAUUUCGUGUUCACGGUAUUGAUAACGGCAAGGUAAAUGUCCCAAUUGUCGACGCAAUUUCUGCCAACAGUUCCUUUGACGUUUCUCGAUACAAAUUUCGCAAGAUACAUUUCGAAAUCUCUACAUGCGUAUAUUCAAAUUCGAAGAGUCUAUACGUCUACACGUAUUCAUGUAUUCAAAUUUUAUGGAUUUACGUUGCAUGUACUCGUCUAUUCAAAUUCGAGCCAUCUACAUAUUACACAGCUUUCGCGUUAAGACUGAUCAAAAAUCGGCCUAUUUUUUACGCUAGUUACACCCCUCAAAUGCGUAAGAAACGAUCCAAUGAUCGAGUAUUCGAGUACAGGCGCCCCAGUCACCGGUUAGGUCGUCCGCAAACGGAGCUACUCGUAAGAAACGUAAUUGGUUGGCGAAUCACAUCACAAACUAGUUACUUACUGGUCAGUGAAUCGGUUCCGCGCACGCAAUAGUCAACAACAGCACACGCUACUCAAACGAUAGCAACAGAAGUUGCUUCGGUCAAGUGUGAUCCACCGUACAAGUUAGUAAAGUUAUGUCAAAUACUGACUCUAGCGACGAGGAAAAUAUUAGGUCUACCGGAAAGUUCUGUCGGUUUUUAGGAUGAAACAAAAUAAUAAAUUUUUCAUACCUGGAAUAAAUUUGAUCGAAUAAUACAAUUUUUAUCAAUAUUUAUGACAUCUUGUCAGCGUGAUUGUGAAUGCGAAACUUGUUGUAACACGAACGGACAGAACUUUUCGAUAGACCUAAUAUGAUACUCUAGCGUCAUUAUAAAAGACGAAUACGCAGAAAAAGAGAAUACUGGGUUCACCCGCAUCUCGAAGAAAACAUCAACUGUGGAUUAUUUGUAGCAGUAAAGGAACAAACAGAUUUUAAAGUAAUUACUUUCCAUCGAAUGUCGAAACGGAGUUGUAUGGAUCUGGUGCAAACGAUUGCUCCAUUCAUAAGAAAGCAAAAUGCAAAUAUGAGAGAAUGAGUGAGUGCCGAAGAAAAGGUAUUAAUUACACUCAAGUAAUCCCGUAAACCCGACGGGUAGGAUGGAGCAGGAAUUGGACGGGCGUAUCGUGGGCGGAGAGGAAACCACCAUCGACAAAGCUCCGUACCAAGUGAGCUUACAGAUGUCUAACCGUCACUUCUGCGGGGGUAGCAUAAUCGCCAAGAACUGGGUGUUGACCGCUGGUCAUUGCGUCGACAUUUCCAAUUCGCUGACGAUUCGUACAGGCUCGACCAACGUCAACGCCGGUACGGUGCAUCGAGUGCAGCAAGUGAUCAGACACAAGAACUACGGCAACGAAAACGGUGCCCCUGUAAACGACAUCGCUCUUCUCCGCGUGGUGGACUCGGACGCGUUUAAAUUCAACAGAAACCAAAAGGCUGUCCCAUUGUUCCAAGGAAGUUCCGCGUCUCUGGUUGGUAAAUCCGGAUUGGUGACCGGUUGGGGCAGAACGAAUUCUGGAACACCGAGGAAUCUUCAGAAGGUCUCGGUUCCGUUGAUCUCGAGGGAGUCGUGCGUCGCUGCCUACAAGCACGAUGGCGGCGUUCCUGUCGGAGAAAUUUGCGCUGGUUUCACGAAGGGAGGCAAAGAUUCCUGCCAGGGUGACUCCGGUGGUCCGUUGGUCGUUAACGGAAAACUCGUCGGUAUCGUUUCCUGGGGACAAGGAUGCGGCAAACCAAACUACCCGGGAGUCUACACAGACGUGUCUUACUACCGUCAAUGGAUCAAACAAAACAGCGGAUCCCUUUCGAAAGAACUCUUAAUCUUGGAUUUCUUUGAAGUCUGGGCCUUAUCGAUGCACCGUGAUCGUGUACCACGAUUAUUCCGCGAGUCCUAUUUUCGUAUAAAUACACCAGAAGCAUCGACGAAACGACAGAACAACCCACGAAGCCGAAGCAAGAUGAUCCAACAACUGUGCCUUUUAUCACUGGUGGCGGUCGCCAUAGCGAACCCCCUGAAGCACUCCCUUCUGAACCCGCUGACGCCCAGCGGCCAGAUAAUAGGCGGCCAGGCGAUCAGUAUCGAGAAGGUCCCGCACCAGGUCUCGCUCCAGAGCUCCGGCUUCGGCUUCUGCGGAGGUAGCAUCAUCUCCGACCAAUGGGUCGUCACCGCUGCCCACUGCAUGGUCUACCCAGCCGAUUGGAUCACGGUGCGCGCUGGCACGGCCACGAAAUCCGCCGGCGGAAGCGUACACAAAGUCGCGGAGGUAAUCGUCCACGAGCGUUACACGACCAACUGGUACGGCGUGCCAGAGAACGACGUGGCCGUCCUCAAAGUCAGCACGCCGUUCAAGCUGGACAAGACCCGUCAGCCCAUUAAGAUUUUCAAGCAAAACGAGGAGUCGAUCGCCGGAAUCAGCGCAUCCGUGACUGGAUGGGGAGCGACCAGAGAGGGCGGCAGCACCACGGACAUCCUCCAGGCCGUCGACGUUCCCAUCGUCUCCAAGAAGGCUUGCAACGACGCGUACAAAUCGUACGGAGGCGUUCCUCAAGGACAAAUCUGCGCCGCUGUUCCCGAAGGAGGAAAGGACGCCUGCCAAGGAGACUCCGGUGGCCCUCUGACCAUCGGCGGUCGUCUCGCCGGUCUCGUGUCCUGGGGCUACGGCUGCGCCAGGAAGAAUUACCCCGGAGUUCACACCGAGGUCGCUGCUUUCAGCAACUGGAUAGUCUCCAAGACAGGAGUCAAGGUAUAAACCGGAUAAUGGAUGACCGGUGCAAUGGAUUCUUUUACGACGACUCGCUUUGUAUUUUUAAUCACUUUAUAAAUUUAAUAAGCGGCCAGCGGUGACUGGGACCGGGUUCAAUAAAAGCAGCAUCCAAUGUAUUACUUGAAUUUAUUCUGAACCCUCUACCAUAGCGAUCCUUGACAUCUUAACAUUUUUAUAGGGCAGAACUUUCUGGGCAUUUCUUUUUUCACUUUCUUCUUGUCACAAUCAAUUUGCUUUAUCUCGGGCUCGCGCGACUUCAAUGUAAAAUAUUCAAUAUAGUCUUUUAUUUAUGUUAUUGCAGAAAAAUGCAGUUUUGAUGAAAAAUAG